Xyrauchen texanus (razorback sucker) is the source of this 5366-nucleotide messenger RNA. Its product is annotated as androgen receptor-like. The transcript has 8 exons. Gene Ontology annotation, biological process: male gonad development; regulation of DNA-templated transcription. Gene Ontology annotation, molecular function: DNA-binding transcription factor activity; sequence-specific DNA binding; zinc ion binding. The record is from RefSeq and is a predicted model, not a curated record. Lineage: Eukaryota; Metazoa; Chordata; Actinopteri; Cypriniformes; Catostomidae. The coding region runs from base 31 to 2577 and encodes 848 amino acids.
UGUGUGUACUGGAGUGUCUGUUUCUAGACUAUGGAGGUUCCGGUCGUGUUAGGGGAGGUUAGUGAAUCCCCAGACGCAGUUUUUCACGGACCUUAUCAAAGCGUUUUUCAAAGCGUACGCGUUGUGCGAGCGAAUAGCACCGCCGUCUCAGAGAGUUUGAACAUUUGGACCUCAAAAAAGUGCGACUGCUUGCACGAUAAAGCGGCGAGGGAAAUGCGUUUGAGCAAGCUGUCUCCUAGCAAAGUAAUAUGCUGCCCCGAGAAAGCGCGCGAGAGUCCGAGUUCACUGAUGGAGGCAGAGGCGAAUCGAAUCAAUUUUCUCAAGAGUUCAAAAGGAAGCAAAAGCGCCCUGUCCCUGUUAUCUGGCAGCUCGGACAGUGCAGACGCCACUGAAAUCAGCGCGGGUUUGCAAUGGGGCGCCGAGACAGGACGGAAAUGCAGCGGCGCAGCUGAAGUUCGCACACGCGAGUUAAAUUUGAACCGUGACGCUAGUGUGGCGAGUUGUCGCGCGUGCAGCAGCACCAUCUCUGAGACAGCGCGACAGCUGUGCAAAGCCGUGUCCGUGUCUUUGGGGUUGGCUAUGGAGUCCAGCGAACUGGGCGAGGUGGGACCGCACAAUGCGCCGCCAACGCCCCUGACCACUGAAAGUAGUUGUGAGGACACCUAUUUGUUCGGAAUGCCUUUGCUAGACUGUUCAGUGAGCGAACGGGAGGCAGGAGGGAAAGACAGAGAAUACGCUCUCUUGGCGGGACGAGACAGAUUUGCCGAGAUGCAGGGUAGGGAUAAACUGCUCGGGAUGUUUAAAAGUGCCAACCUGGAGCAUCUACCAGGUGAGGUGUCGACCUGGCAGUGCAGCAGCUCGUCACAUCCGCACUUAAACGCGUUUGCCAGUCUGACUUCAGAAGGUACAGCUGCGACGACAGCUCCGGAUAUGGACGCAACACGGACGGCUUCGUGCCAGUUCGAACAACUUUUGUCAGCGAAUAUGAACCAAUUCGUCCACCCAGAACCUUUGCUCUCUGAGCACGAUAACGGGCCGAGCCACAGCUUUGUUAAGCGCACAGCGAUGUCCGGUGAGUUUUCCGGGCCCGCGGAGGAGAGAUACUCCGAUUACCAGAAUAUGUACAACGUCAAAAUUAAAGCUGAGAUGAUGCCCUGUGAACUGAAUGAGACCUGGACGUACCCGCAUAGGUAUAACGAGGACAGUAACAGACACUACGGGCCUCCCAAGCAGAGAAAUCCUUACACUACUGGCCACGAAACACCAUUUAUAUGUAACCCCUACGAGUACGGGCGCGGCGGGACUCUGGUUCCGCGGGAGCGACCUCAGCCCGAACAGUGGUACCCGGGCGGGAUGUUGACCCGUCCGCCAUACCCUAACGUGCCCUGCGUGAAAAACGAAGUGGGCGAAUGGCUGGAUGUAACAUCGUUAACGGACGGCAGGUUUGAUGGAGGGAGGAGUGACAUUUUCCCAAUGGAGUUUUUCCUUCCACCACAAAGGACAUGCCUAAUCUGCUCUGACGAAGCAUCUGGAUGUCACUACGGAGCCCUUACUUGCGGAAGCUGCAAAGUCUUCUUUAAGAGAGCUGCUGAGGGGAAGCAGAAGUAUCUCUGCGCUAGCAGGAAUGACUGCACCAUUGAUAAACUAAGGAGGAAGAACUGUCCAUCUUGUCGUCUGAAGAAGUGCUUUGAGGCAGGGAUGACACUAGGAGCUCGUAAACUGAGGAAGAUCGGACAGAUGAAAGGUCCAGAUGACGUUGGGGCCGUUCAGGGCCUACCAGAGACAGUUCAGCACCUGUCCCCCAAGCCAAGCCUGACAUUCCACUCUCAACUGAUCUUCCUCAACAUCCUGGAGGCCAUUGAGCCUGAGGUGGUGAACGCCGGCCAUGAUCACGCUCAGCCUGACUCUGCGGCUGCUCUCCUCACCAGCCUUAAUGAGCUGGGAGAGAGGCAACUUGUCAAAGUAGUGAAAUGGGCAAAAGGACUUCCAGGUUUCCGGAACCUGCACGUGGACGAUCAGAUGACAGUGAUCCAGCACACCUGGAUGGGAGUGAUGGUCUUUGCUCUGGGCUGGAGGUCCUACAAAAACGCCAAUGCACGGAUGCUGUACUUCGCUCCGGACCUGGUUUUCAAUGAUCGUAGGAUGCAUAUCUCCAGCAUGUACGAGCACUGUGUUCAGAUGAAGCACCUCUCGCAGGAGUUUGUGCUGCUGCAGGUCACUCAAGAGGAGUUCCUCUGCAUGAAGGCGCUCCUUCUUUUCAGCAUCAUUCCAGUGGAGGGACUGAAGAGUCAAAAAUAUUUUGAUGAGCUGCGUCUGACAUACAUAAAUGAGCUUGACCGUUUAAUCAACUAUGGCAGGAAGACCAACUGCGCCAUGCGCUUCCAGCAGCUGACCCGACUGAUGGACUCAUUGCAGCCAAUUGUUCAGAGGCUGCACCAGUUCACCUUUGACCUAUUUGUCCAAGCUCGGUCCCUGCCCACCAAGGUCAACUUUCCCGAAAUGAUAGCAGAAAUAAUAUCAGUCCAAGUGCCAAAGAUCCUCGCUGGCCUGGCUAAACCAAUCCUGUUUCACAAGUGACACGACUACAACCUUGUACCACCGAUCCAUACCAACCCCACCCAGUCAAUAUGAGCAAAUCAGAUCGGCCUGAUCCAGUUUGAUCCAGCCUAAACCAGCCUCCAGACUCGACUAGAGCGACGAGACUGAACGAUACAGAUUUUUGGUUUUAAUUUUUUAGCAUUUCUUCCACCCCCCCUCCCUCCUUUUGAAAAAUGGCCCUGAAAAGAAGCGGGAUCAUUACAUCAUUACAGCUGUCUAUCUUCUCCUCAGAGAUCAUUUGAUCUCAUUUUCUCAAACUAACAGCAUGGUGUGAAGCAGGUCUUGUUCUUUCUUUCGACCAGCAGUUAUCCUUCAAGAGUUACAGCGUGUUGCCUGGUGAAGAGUUUGGAAAAAAUAUCACACUGAAGUUCAUUUGAGCCCUUAAUCAACAUCAACAACAACAACAAAAAAAGACUUUACACAGAUCCCUAUGAGAUACGCGAGACUCUGACUUGCCUUGACUUUCUAUACAUCAUGUCUGCAAGGCUUGAUUUAAUGAUUUAAGAGAUUAGGAGCAGACAAAGCAAAGCAGCAUGCAUACAGAAGUACAUCUAAACGUCACAUAAACUGAGACAUGAUUUUAUGUCCUUGUGACCAGUUAGUUUGACAAGUGACUCUUAUUAGUUAUAACAACACACUAAUAAAUACAGUACUGUACUAUUAAAACAGUAUGAUAUUCAGUACAGAAGGACAUCAGCAGACUGGCAAACAGUUCUCCCUGCUUUAUUAGUUUAUUGAUUGCAAAACAAAUGCUUCAUUCAUUUUUUACGAAAUGUAGAGGCUCUUUAUAUCAACCCUUUAAAAAGGCUUCAGUGAUUUGGGAUAUUUUGAGAUCAGUACAAAAGUGACUUUUUUGUUCAAUCGAAAGUCUGUAAAAAUCUGUCAUAGUGGGGUUUGAAAUUUGCUUUUGCUACUGUUUUACUGAGAAUGAAACACAAGAAACAUCUCACAGUCAUAACACAAAGAGUUGCCUUCUCUAGACAGCAGACUUUUGUUAAGACAGUGCUAUUUUUUAAAACCUGGAUAUAUAAUUACAUGUUUUAGUUUAUAAUGUUGACAGUUUAAAGACUUAUAUAUAGAACACAAAUACAGCAAAGCCUGGGUCGGCAAAGAAUGUCGAAAUAAAUGUGCAUGCUCUCUUCAUAUUCAUCAAAACUAAAUGCAAUUGCAUGCUAAAUCCCUAGUUAUUCUAACAAACCAAACUGCAUUUCCAGUAAGCUAAAUGGAUAUUGUUAGGAAACGGGACUGUUUCCCAUAAGGCUCUUAUGAAGUUACCCUCUCUGUCCUUAAUGGAAGAUUUGGCAAGGUAAUGUUCUUGUAUAUAUAUGUAAAAGUUAAGCGUGGUUCUUUUCAGCCUUUCUAUGUGCUAAUGUAUGAAUGUAGUCAAUAGUUUUACGGUACAGUUUCCUCUCUUUCCUUUAUAGUAAGUGUCACUGAGGGAUUUGUAUUUCUCUGCGCUAGCAAUAAGUAAUCAGAUGCUUAACACACUCUUUUAACGAGCUCUUCUUAGGAUACCAAAACAUUCUUAAACAGCUUUAAAAAAAGAAAGAAAGAAAAAAACUAAAAAGAUAUAUGCUUAUGUGCUAACACAGGAUAAUGCAGUUAUUUUAUCAGAUAAAUAUCACUUGCACCAAACAUCUUAAUCACCAUCAACUGUCGCAAAUAGGCGGCAAGUGGUGCUAUAUUCUCGUGUUUAUUUAAGAGGGUGCUAAAUGAGACAAAAGACAACACAAAAACAAGACGUAUGCAUUUUUGCUCUGUGUAGCUACACACUUUCGCUUCAAUUAAAGCAUUCUCUAUUUAUCUGUCAGAAUGGAACAUCUUUACUCUCUUUGCUCAUACAGUGCUCCAGAACUGCGCAUAUUUUCUAGGCGUCGUGUCACCUUUUUGUCUCCGCACACUCUCGGUUUCUAAAUGAUUGAAUAAUGCCUGCAGCAAUAUGUAUGUAGAUUACUCUUUAAAGAGCCCUGAAUUCUCAGCGAUGUGUUGUCUUUGUCAGGCCUGGUGUGACCUGGGGUGUACUUUCAGCAGAGCAGGGAGUUUUCCGCCAAGUUAAAACGACGAGAUGUUUUUUAGCUGCCGCAAGCUCUCGUUGCCGCAGAGCAUGUUGAUGGUUUAAAUGUGCCAGGCAGAGAAUAGGCUGUCAGAGACAGCUCUUCUGCUCUGACAGCACCAAGCACCACACAAUUACAUGCAGGUGUUUACCCAUUUAGACGGCCUGAAAGCAUUCAUUAGAAUUUGCAGAACUCUUUUACCCUGCCAAAAAAAAGCUCAUGACUUAAACCCGCAAAUAUGUAGCGCUUCAGGACAGAGCCAAACACUUUGAUCAAAAAGUCAUUAAUUAGACAGUGGACUUCAAGAGGGUUUGAUGGUAAUUAUUGACAAACUGCAAUAGAACGCAUGCACUUAAACAGCUGCCCAGCUCUAGUUCAUAUUCAGCUUUGAUGGGGAAGGAAACACUCUCACUCUUCUGUUUACAGUGGAAAGUUUGUAAUAUGUCAGUUACCGAUACUUGAUGUAACACCUCGUUUGACUCAUGGACUGACUUGUGCUUGGAUGGCCCAUUAGCAGAUUUACAUUGUGACUUAACACAUCUCUUAUGUGCUAUGAUGUAGAAAUUAUGUGUGUGUUGGUUUUCAAUUAAAGUCUUACAUGGUUUCAGAUCUAAGAUUUACUCUUACUGUGUGCAGUGUGGUCAGCUAAUAGCAAAAGCAUAUGUGUAUGCCUGUUCGCAGGCUCUGCGUCACCUCAAUUAUAGGUACAAACAU